ACGCUAAGCAUUAUAGCCCUCCCGUAAGAAGUGCCGUGCCCAUGCUUUUGCUUGUGGUUUCUUACAAUAAUAGACUUAAGCAGGUGUAGAUUGUUGUAGAUUUUGUCAGAAAGAAGUUCUGACUUUGUGCAUGAAGGACUAAACGUCAAUUAACCUUUUACAAAUUAAUAAGUAUCAUGGAUGCAUUGAAAUCUUUGACUGAUUACGCGGCAGAUCCAAGAACAGUAUUUUUCUUAGCAGCAGCAAUUGGAUACGUUCUGUAUAAAAAUACUGUUAAAAAGACGAGACCACAGAACUCUGUAAUUGAUAAAGAUUUAUCGAUUUAUUCCGAUGAGGAUGCAGAUUUCAAAUUAGUUCUAGUUAUUAGGACAGAUUUAAAAAUGGGUAAAGGAAAAGUAGCAGCUCAAUGUGCUCAUGCUGCGGUUGGGGCGUAUAAACUUUCACAAAGACAGCCUAAACUUCUCGAAGCUUGGGAAAACUGUGGACAGAAAAAGAUUACAGUUAAGGUUGACAGCGAAUCUGAACUAUUGGAAGUAGCAAGAAAUGCAAGAUCAGUCGGAAUUUUAACUAACGUUAUACGAGAUGCCGGGAGGACACAGGUUGAUCCCGGCAGUAAAACAGUAUGUGGUAUUGGUCCUGGACCAUCGGAUCUCAUAGAUGAAGUUACCGGACAUUUAAAAUUAUAUUAAUUCUGUAUACAAGUAUUUUUUAAAUAAAACACAUUUCAUA
Molecule: messenger RNA, 729 nt
Organism: Orussus abietinus
Lineage: Eukaryota; Metazoa; Arthropoda; Insecta; Hymenoptera; Orussidae
Product: peptidyl-tRNA hydrolase 2, mitochondrial
Exons: 3
Coding region: 177-689 (170 amino acids)
Cellular component (GO): cytosol; mitochondrion
Molecular function (GO): peptidyl-tRNA hydrolase activity
Source: RefSeq, a predicted model, not a curated record